GUACGCUGUGCUGCAGCUCUCUGCCACAAACAACAACUAUGUGGUUUUACUAACUUAGCAGGACUGAAUCAAAGUUUUACUCCACACGGAACCACCGAGUCACUUCCAGCCGGAGUUUCACAUCGUAUGGUUUGGAAAUGUUUUCUUAAAUUGUUGCUAGCUAACUGGUUAGCUCCCUUGUUAGCUUGAAGUCUGGACCGUCUUGCUAACUUAUUGGCACUCUCCUGCCCGAAAUUCAAACUAAAGCAAUAACGACCGCGGGAUUCAUACAAAUUGGACAGCUAAAGAUGGAGUCGGUUCAUGUUUUUGGCAGCACCAGUCCUGUUAAAACUGUUUUGAAAAGCAGGCCCGAUGGGAUCCCCGGGUUUUCCUCGUUCUCCCUGUCCGAUCUCAGCUCAAAGAACUCCCACUGCAGGGAUCUGUUCUCCCCUGGACCCGCGACUGUACUAUCUCCUGUCACCAAUUUGGCUCUGGACAUGAACAAUUUAGCUGGACUCGGCAGCCAAUGUGAUACUCCGAAAAGGAGAAAGCAUGCACCCCUUGAAAAGGUUCCCUCCUUUGCCUCUGACGUCUCAUCUGAUGCUGGCCUCGGCAUGGAUCCCCCGAGCCCCAUGGAUGCUAUUGAAGUGGAAGACACAUUUGAAAAGGCCAUUCAACAGUCCAGCCGAGUUGUCAACGAGAGGCUACCAAUUCGAAGAAUCAACUCAUUGCCACCCCAGCUCCUGGGUUUCAGUCCGUCCCUGAAGGGUCAGGAGGAUUCCCACCGCUAUGGAAUAUUCGGUCAACAACCCUCCCAAAUAAAUGCCGCCUCCUCCUCUCAAUACGACAACAAAGAGAACAUGCCGGAGGAGGGUUUUGAAUUCAAGAAACCAACCAUGCCAGUGUCGCGGAGUCGUGUGCGCUCUUUUAACUGCGGACAGACAAAGGACGCUUUUGCCCGCCGCCCCAGCUCGGCUCCAGCCCUCAUGUUUUCCUCACCUCCUCCAGUCCAGCAUCUGGACUUUCAUGACUCCAGCCCCAUGUUCCUGAGACGUUCCUCCCUCACCUCUUCUAUAAACGAUGAUGAUGAUGAUGACGGCUUUUUGGACGAACUGGAUGACAACAUGGAGAACAACUCUGGGAUGCCGAUGGGAAUGGCCAGCUUGCUCACCGCCCCGCUGGUGUCCGACACCACAGGAGAAGACUCUCCUGUGAUUCGCUGCCGGCCACGAAGCCUGUUCCGCUCGCCCUCCAUGCCCAGUCCGGUCUCCCGUCCCUCUGCGAAGCGUCCCGACUGCCCCGGAGAUGAAAACACGCCGGUUAGGGUGAAGAGGCGACGCAGCCUGGCAGGAACACAACCCACCACCCUGGAACAAAACCCCGAAUCCCCACGCAUGAGCUGCUCAUUGCUCCAGAGGUCCAAGUCCUUCUGUCAGACCGAUAUCGAGAAGCUGCUGGACAAUCAGGACGGCUCCAAUGAGCUAAUAGGAGAUUUCACCAAGCCUUUCGUAUUACCCACAGUGGAGGGCAAACACCAAGACCUCAAGUACAUUACCUCAGACGUGAUGGUGGCAGCUCUGACUGACCAGUUUAACCAUCUAGUCGAGCGAGUCAUCGUCAUCGACUGCCGCUACCCCUACGAGUUUGAGGGCGGACACAUCAAGGGAGCUCUGAACCUGCACCAGGAGGAGCAGGUGUCGGAUUUCCUCCUCAAGACCCCCAUCAUGCCGCGCUGCCCGGAGAAACGAGUCGUCAUCAUCUUCCACUGCGAGUUCUCGUCGGAGCGCGGCCCUCGAAUGUGCCGUUUCGUCAGGGAGCGAGACCGCGCCAUGAACGACUACCCCAAACUCCACUACCCCGAGCUCUACAUCCUCAAGGGCGGAUACAAAGACUUCUUCCCUCACUUUCAGUCGCAAUGUGAACCUCAGUCCUACCGGCCCAUGCACCACGAGGACUUCAAGGAGGACCUCAGGAAGUUUCGCCUCAAGAGUCGCACCUGGGCCGGGGAGCGCAGCAAGAGAGACAUGUACAGCCGACUGAAGAAGCUGUGAGCGCCGCCUCGUUCCACCUUAACUGCCUCUGAAACACACACUGCCUCCCCCUCCCCCCCUCCCUGAACAGACUGAGUGCAAAUUUCUCUCAGAGCCCCCCCCACCAACGAGGAAAUAAGUUAUUGAGAUUGCGCCAACAGGAAUGGGAUUUUUCUGAAGUCCCCAAAUUUUCAUUUAACUAUAACAAAGUUAGCUAUUUAUGCAAAUCUAAAGAGGGAAAGACGAGAAAUGAUGAACACUUGACCUGAAGAUGUCGCUGAGUUGCAGUAAAACAGAUUUGUGAAGCAAUGUGAUCGUUUUAAAAACCACUUGGACCUACUGCCUUUUUUUUUUUUUCUUCUUUUUUUUUUUUUUACCUUGUCACUAUGCUUGUGUAAGCGAGCACAAAUCACUGCCAGAUUUCUAUACAGCAACUGAACCACACUGCCAAGUCUGAAGUUUGUCUUUCAGUCUCCUCACUGGAUAUUUUUGUUUUUCUUUAUUUUGCAUUUGUCGUGUUCCACCAUAUUUAAGCACUUAAUUUAAAAACCUGAAAUGGUGAGGUGCUUCUUUUUUUUUUUUCUUUUUUUUUGAUACUGCUUUUUAUAAAACUUUUUAAUGAAUUUCGUUGGUCCCCAUUUAGACAUUGAUUUGUUGAAAGCAUGCCUUUUUCUAGGCAUCCCCAAAAUGUAAAUUGGAUAUUUUUAUGACAACUUCUAAAAGGUGUAAGAUUAAUGCAGAAUUGUGUUUUUUUGUUUUUUUUUUCUUCCUGAUCAGUUGCAAUAUUUGGUCUUGUCUAUUAUUUCUUUAUUUUUAUUUUUUUUUCUCGGUCAGAAGAAACCAAAGCAAACAAACUACCUGUUAACUUUGCAGUGAGAUUUUUCUGAUGCUGCAGGUCAGCAAGUGUGAGAGGAUUUUUAAUCUUAAGAAAAACACAUUUUGUUUUGCUUUCAAUCCCUUAAUGUUCAGAGAUAAAAAUGUCUUCCACUCUGCUGAGCUAAAUGAUGUCAGUUCAUAAACGACUCGGGUGGGUUGAAUAUUUUGGUGCAGACUCGUGGGGGAGCUGCUGAAAUAAAGAUCCAAUGUGCGUUCA
Seriola dumerili (greater amberjack) is the source of this 3102-nucleotide messenger RNA. It is a transcript of the gene cdc25b, whose product is annotated as cell division cycle 25B. Gene Ontology annotation, molecular function: protein tyrosine phosphatase activity. The transcript has 15 exons. NCBI's taxonomy places the organism in Eukaryota, Metazoa, Chordata, Actinopteri, Carangiformes, Carangidae. The record is from RefSeq and is a predicted model, not a curated record. The coding region runs from base 288 to 2030 and encodes 580 amino acids. Gene Ontology annotation, biological process: positive regulation of G2/MI transition of meiotic cell cycle; G2/M transition of mitotic cell cycle; protein dephosphorylation. Gene Ontology annotation, cellular component: nucleus; cytoplasm.